AUGUCGGAAUCUCAGGCAUCAACUUCAAGAAAACGGAAAUAUCAGCGUGAUCAGAACACGCAACCUAUUCCUGUUGAAAUUUUAGAAGAUGCUGUUCGUGACCUGAUCGAAGGGGAAGAAACGGAUUCAGAUUAUAGCCAGUAUGAUGACAGUGAGGCUGACCCACACUAUAUAUUGGAAGAAGGCAAAGAGACGGAUUCGGAGCAGUCGAAGAUAGAAACUGAGGUCAUCUCUGACAUGAGUUUACUCAAUUUUUGUUACAAUUGUGCAAAUAGCAAGUGGCAGCAGAGCAACAGCUGUUGUUUCACCACCACCCACGGAGCAACAGGUGCAAGAGAUAAGAAUACAGUCUCCACCACCAUGGUGCAUAAGCAAGUUUGA
Molecule: messenger RNA, 381 nt
Organism: Parnassius apollo (apollo)
Lineage: Eukaryota; Metazoa; Arthropoda; Insecta; Lepidoptera; Papilionidae
Source: the annotation of a GenBank genome assembly